Rodentolepis nana is the source of this 2808-nucleotide messenger RNA. Lineage: Eukaryota; Metazoa; Platyhelminthes; Cestoda; Cyclophyllidea; Hymenolepididae. The record is from the annotation of a GenBank genome assembly.
GUCAUAAAUUAUUUAUAUCAAAUGGCAGGCGUUAUGAAUGGGGAAGGAAUGUCAAAUCUGCAUGACCCACUCACCGACAAGGGAGUCUGUCUACUGACUCUUCGAGACACCUGCUUCACUCAUGUUGUUGACGCUGCUAGUCUUGCUCUCAUUAUGCCCGUGCUGCAUCGGGCUUUCAAUGAUCGUUCUACUUUGAUUCGCAAAGCCGCUGCUCAAAUCUUUGGCACACUUUACAGCCUGGCUCGCCGCGAAGACUUGGAGCCGUAUAUUGAUGAAGUGUUGCCUGGUCUGAGGGCUUGUCUUCUGGAUCCUGUUCCGGAAGUGCGAUCGAUCACUGCUCGUGCCCUUGGAGCUAUGGUUAGGGGUAUUGGAGAAGCCUGCUCUAAGGACUUGCUACCAUGGUUGAUGAGGACUCUAACUUCAGACCAAUCAUCCGUGGAUCGAUCAGGUGCAGCACAAGGUCUUGCCGAAGUGCUUGGUGGUAUGGGAUUGGCCCGAUUGGAGUCCAUUUUGCCUGAAUUCAUUCACUCCGCUGAGAAUCUUUCCGUUCAACCUCAUGCUCGUGAUGGCUAUCUCAUGCUCUUCAUCUAUCUUCCUGAAGUCUUCCGCAGCGAUUUCUCUCCAUUCAUCACCAUGGUGCUUUCUCCUAUUCUCAAGGCAUUCGCCGAUGAGUGCGAAUACUUGCGAGAUACAGCUCUCAAAGCAGGUCAACGUAUUAUCGAUCUGUUUGCCGACCAGGCUGUGGAAAUUCUGCUGCCUGAACUGGAGAGUGGUCUGCUUUCUACGGAUUGGCGUAUUCGGUACCCUUCGCUGCAGCUUAUCAGUGAUUUAUUAUGCAAACUCUCUGGCAUCUCUGGCAAGGGAACAACUAAGACCAUGGAUGAAGACGACACCUUCGGUACGGACGUGGCCAACGAGAAGAUUAUCCAAGCCCUUGGUUUGGAUCGGCGUAACCGCGUCCUGGCCCGCUUGCAUAUUGCUCGUUCUGAUCCAACCUACACAGUGCGUAAUGCCGCCAGUCACGUGUGGAAGAUUGUGGUUGUCAACACCCCCCGAACUCUUCGUGAACUCAUGCCUGUCCUCGUGGAAAUUCUGCUUUCCACACUGGGCUCAACUCUUCGAGAACAUCAGCAGGUGGCUUGCCGCGCUCUAGGUGAUUUGGUGAAGAAAUUGGGUGAGAGAGUGCUCCCCGAAGUUAUUCCACACUUGGAAGAGGGUCUCAAUUCCCCGGAUGAUAAUAGACGUCGUGGUGUCUGCAACGGUCUCAUUGAGAUUAUGAGUAACUGCCAAUCCGAACAAGUAAUAUUCAGUAGUGUAUAUUAUGCAAUUUUAUUACGUAUGGCUAUGGCUUGGGAGUCUGAAGUUCGUACUGCAGGUGCUCGCGCUUUCGAUCUCCUCUAUUCCGGUAUUCAUCUGCGAGCCGUGGACGAGAUCCUCCCUGACCUCUUCCUCAAGCUGGAGGAACCGCAAAGUCGUGAUUACGCUCUUGACGGUAUCCGUCAAAUUCUAGCCCUUCGUGGCCGCGCCGUCAUGCCUUACCUCAUUCCCAGACUCACUCAACCUAAACUUGAUGCCAAAACCUUCGCCUUCUUGGCUCCCAUUGCUGGUGACAGUCUCACUCGCCACCUCAACCGAAUCCUCCCGGCAUUCCUCGAGACCGCAGCUAAGGUGGAUGUGGCGGAUAAGGAGAACAGCGAUUUGAGGGCAUGUAGUGUUAUUCUCGCUUCAAUUAGCGAUGCCUCUGCUGUGCGAAGCAUUCUCCAAGAGCUUAUCAAUGGUCUCUCGUUGAAUGACUCCAACGCUACUCAAAUGGACUUUGUCAGCUUAAAGCCAAACUCUCAAGAGUAUUGCUAUGCCUGUUUGCGUAUUCUCCAUGCAUUGAAAGCAGCUACAGUGGAUUUUGUGAGCAACCAAAUGCGAAUGAGGCGAGAACAUGUUCAAGAGAUGACCACCGGAAAGGAGGUCUUAUUACCAGGAUUCGCCGAGACCAAAAUGCCCCUACCCUCAUUGGUUCGUUUCUAUGCCGAUUGUAUAAUGCAGGGUAAUCCAGAUACUAAGGAACCUGCAGCACAAGGUCUCACUGAAUGCGUUACCCUAUCAAGUGGCGAGGCCAUCAAACCUUGUGUUGUCAAAGUCCUCGGUCCUAUGAUUCGUCUUCUUGGUGAACGGCAACCCACUGUUGUUCGAGCAGCUGUUACAGAAAGCCUGGCCACAUUGGUUGCAAAGUGUCCUGAUUCUACUCGUCCUUUCUCACCACAACUCCUGGCUACAUUCACAAAAGUGCUCGGUGAUCCGAUUAAGGAGAUUCGGCUGGUGGGUGGAAAGGGCUUGGCUAACGUGCUCGCUAACUCGCCCAAAUUGGAUUCUGUCUUGGUGGAUAUUUGUGUGGUGCUUGCUGCUGCCUGCAACGUUACCAUCGAUAAUCCACCCCCAGUUAGAUCGCUAGGAUUGCAGCAGCAGGAUACUGUGCUCCAAUGCUUGAGAAAUUGUCUCUCCAAGUCUCUGGGCAAGCCAAAAUUGGAUACUCUUCGUAUUAUUAUCGAUUAUAUGGUUCCUCUUGGUCGUAAAGUAGACGGCCUGAGUUCGACUAAACUCGACAAUAAUGUUGCCUUGGCUGAUGUGCGAAAGUCCGCAAACGCCUGUCUUGGAGCUGCUAUUGCGUCGGCUUCUGCGAAUGCUGCUAUAACGGAAGAGGAUCUUCUUAAAUUAAUGCCAUGGUGUGAAGCUUCUGAUUCUGGUAAGCUCCGUUUCGAAUGGGUGUUCCACAUGUUACCUGAGUAUCGUAACCAUGUUGUUACGCACUGCUGA